This is a messenger RNA of Myxocyprinus asiaticus (Chinese sucker), 4827 nucleotides long. It is a transcript of the gene hipk1a, whose product is annotated as homeodomain interacting protein kinase 1a. Gene Ontology annotation, biological process: peptidyl-threonine phosphorylation; intrinsic apoptotic signaling pathway in response to DNA damage by p53 class mediator; peptidyl-serine phosphorylation. Bases 385 to 3669 code for a protein of 1094 amino acids. The transcript is spliced from 16 exons. NCBI's taxonomy places the organism in Eukaryota, Metazoa, Chordata, Actinopteri, Cypriniformes, Catostomidae. Gene Ontology annotation, molecular function: protein tyrosine kinase activity; protein serine/threonine kinase activity; ATP binding. Gene Ontology annotation, cellular component: cytoplasm; PML body; nucleus. The record is from RefSeq and is a predicted model, not a curated record.
ACAGUACGUAACUGGAAAAACAGGAUUUAUAUGCGAGUUUUGAGCAACUGAGACUCAAAACGUCUCAGAAGCGCUGAAUUAUGCCUCACGUGACGCGCGUCUGACCAAUCAGCGCCCGAUCUCACGGGCCGGAAAUGGUGCCAAGAUUUUCCAUAUUUCUUUGCGCUGGCCUUGCAGAAUAAUAAUGUUUAACGAUGGAGUUGAUGCUGUGUUGGAGUAUGCCUUAUAAUAUCGUCCUCUGAAAGCGAGUCGGCUUGAAUAAUGCAGUGUUUUCAAGGCCGAACAUUUUCAUAAGAGGGGGAGAAAAGAAAAACAAUGGGGCCUAACAGGAGAGGUGAGGAGCAAGUGUCAGUUCUCAGCUGAGGAAUUUAACAUACAGCAGGCAUGUCCUCACAACUCCAAGCGUUUUCCUCUCCUUCCGUAUCCUCCAGUGGCCUCUCCCGCUCCAAAAAACUAAAGGUGGAAAACCAUGCAUGGAAUGUGAGCAGCCAAUCAGAAGAAAGCAGCUACUACCAGCAGAGCCCAAACCAGACCAAUAGCUCCUCCCCAUCUACAUCCGGCUUCAAACCCAAUUACAACUCCUCCAACCUGGUCUUUCCUCCCGGAAGUUCGCGUGAACAGACGGUGGUACGUGCCGCGGACAGCACCGGCAGCAUCUCGGAGCCUUCAUCCUCCUCCUCAUCAUCUUCAUCCAGUAGGCAUGGUAAAGAUGUAGGCUCCACUUCUCAGGCUUGCGUGGGCUACCAGAAACAAGGUAGUCUGAAGCGGAAAAGCGAGGAGGUGGACAGCAGUGACAGCGUGCAAAUCUUAGAGGAGCUCUCGGCGCCCGUGCUGCCCAACCGUGUUGGUGGAGGCAAUGCCACGGCUCAGUCCAUUGCUCAUUCCACCUCCACCACCAAAAGCAGCAACUCCCACAGCGAGGGUGACUACCAACUGGUCCAACACGAGAUCCUCUGCUCAGUCUCCAAUAGUUAUGAGGUGCUGGAGUUUCUUGGACGUGGAACAUUCGGACAGGUGGCGAAAUGCUGGAAGCGUGGAACCAAUGAGAUCGUGGCCAUUAAGAUUCUCAAGAAUCACCCAUCAUAUGCCCGUCAGGGUCAAAUAGAGGUCAGCAUCCUUAGCCGUCUUAGCACAGAGAACGCAGAUGAGUUCAACUUUGUGCGCUCGUACGAGUGCUUCCAGCACAAGAACCACACCUGUCUGGUGUUUGAGAUGUUGGAGCAGAAUCUGUAUGACUUUCUAAAGCACAGCAAGUUCAGCCCUCUGCUGCUCAAGUGUAUCCGGCCAGUUCUGCAGCAGGUUGGCACCGCACUCAUGAAGCUCAAGAGUCUAGGUCUGAUUCAUGCUGAUCUGAAGCCUGAGAACAUCAUGCUGGUGGAUCCCACCAGACAGCCCUACAGAGUUAAAGUUAUUGACUUCGGUUCAGCCAGUCACGUGUCUAAAGCCGUGUGCUCAACAUACCUGCAGUCUAGAUACUACCGAGCUCCAGAGAUCAUCUUGGGCCUUCCAUUCUGUGAGGCCAUUGACAUGUGGUCUUUGGGUUGUGUCAUUGCUGAACUCUUUCUGGGCUGGCCUUUGUAUCCUGGAGCUUCAGAGUAUGAUCAGAUUCGUUACAUAUCCCAGACACAAGGCUUGCCAGCUGAGUAUCUCCUGAGUGCCGGCACUAAAACCAACCGGUUCUUCCACAGAGGUCCAGACUCCAGCUACCCUCUCUGGAGACUGAAGACUCCCACAGAGCACGAGGCAGAGUUUGGCAUAAAGUCCAAAGAGGCUCGCAAAUACAUUUUCAACUGCCUUGAUGACAUGAUGCAGGUAUUAUUGAAAAAUGUCAACAUGACUAAUUUGGAUGGCACUGAUAUCUUGGCGGAGAAGGCCGAUCGGAGAGAGUUUAUUGACCUGCUGAAGAAAAUGCUAACACUAGACACAGACAAGCGGAUCACACCCAUCAAGACCCUCAAUCAUCCUUUUGUGACGAUGGCUCACCUACUUCACUUCCCGCACAGCUCUCAUGUGAAAUCCUGCUUCCAAAACAUGGACAUUUGCAAGCGCAGGUGUACCGCUUUCGACAACAACAAGAAUCUGUUCACCAGUCACAACGCCCCUGGUGCGGCCGCCAACCUCACUGUCACAUUCAGCAGUCAGCUCAACCAGCAUAGUCAGAUGGCCUCCACGGGGGGCCAGUCCCUGUCUCUUAGCAGCAACGUUCCUUUAUUGAACUACCAGCCUGGUCUGUACCAGCAGGCCACUAUAAAUAUACCAGGUUUGGCACAGCAGAGUGUGCCACUGCAGGCUCGCCCCACUCAGCUGUGUGCCCAGACUGAACCCUUCCAGCAAACCCUCAUUGUGUGCCCUCCUACCAUACAGGGGCUGCAGACAUCCAACAAGCAUGCAGGCUAUCCAGUGAGAAUGGACAAUUCUGUCCCCAUUGUACCCCAGAACCAAUCCACCCAACCACUACACAUUCAGCCUGGCAUGCUCACACAGCAGGGCUGGCCAGCUAGCACACAGCAGAUCCUCAUUCCCUCUUCAUGGCAGCAGAUGUCAGGCAUGACCAUGCACAACCCCGGCCAGCCUGUGCUGUCUGACUCUCCUAUGACCUCUCUGCUCUCAGAUAGCAUCACCCAACAGAACAACAGCUGGAGGAGUCGACAUGGUGGUCAAUGUGACGGGACGCAGCAAGGCUCUACACAGGGGCGUAAUGUGAAUACACAGCCCUCCCACACAGGAGCAGCCAACAGUCGCAUGCAGCAGAGCGGGGUCAAAAGAUCAAAGGGUCGUCAUGCUGAGAGCAGAGCCAGGCCCACGUCCUCCAUGCAGCCAACUCCUUUAGUAGGGCACAACUGCGGUGAUGCGUCCCAGCCAAUUGUCAUCUCCGACACCCCUAGCCCGGCUGUCAGCAUCAUCACCAUCCACAGCGAUACAGAGGAUGAGGACGACAGGAAGAUUCCACCUACAAGCUGUAGUGUAAACCAGCGUGCAAAUGUGAUCAGCUGUGUGACUGUUCAUGACUCCCAGGAUUCAGACUCCUCCACCAGCACUCCUCUCAGCCCUAAACGCCUCCCUGACUUUUUAGGGAACAACACACAGCACUCCUCCAAAUCUCUGGCUGUGGUCAUGCCCUCGGUGAAGACACAGCUCUGGGAUGGAGCAUCAACAGAGCAAAUCUCGAAUAGUUCUGGAAAAUCAAAGAAAGGUAAAGCGUCACAGUCCAGCGGCGACCGGCAUCAGAGAGCAGCAUCUAACAGAUCUCAGCCUCUAAACCUCAGCCAGGCACAGCAGUCAAAGAUGUCAUCUCACGACCGGGCAGGGGGUGGUUCUCUUAGACGGCAGCCCACCUACCCUCCUACAGGCCCCUCCCACUCCUACAGGCUACAUGAAGCAUCACUCUUUGGCUCCGCCUCCAGCCUGUAUGCAUACCCAGCAUCUGCAGCCCUGGCCUCAGUGUCACAGGCAGUCGACCAGCUGCACAAUUCAGCUGGUUCCUCCUCAUCCUCUAGCCGCCACGCGCGCACCGCUGGGCCGUACUCUGCCUCCCUGAGUCUCCUGCAGAAGAACAGUGCCAUGGGCGUCAUGUGUCAAACUCCAUACCAGCAACAGCCGCUGUCUGCGCAGUCAUACCAGCGCUACCCCCAUAGCCAGAGAAAACUCAACCAGUACCCCUACCUGUGAGGGGAAAAAAAAUGUCCUCACUCUGGUUUAAGAGCUUUGAUAUAUGCUGGUGGAAAAUUAGAAAUGACAUUUUACUUUUAUCAUGUUUUUUAUAUAAAUAAUAGCAUUCUUUAUUUGUUUUUAUUAAUUUUAGUGUUUUGUUUUCUUUAAAGCAUUUCAGAGAAGCACUUACUGCAUUUGACAAUUUUAAAACAUAAAACUCAAAUAUUUGGCCCAUUUUUAACCAUGUGUUUGAAUAUGAUCACCCACCAUGGAUGUCUACAUUUUGAGGAAAAACUAAAUAAUUUAAAAUGCAUAAAAAUGUUCAUAUAUAUAAUGGUCAUAGAAAUGAAGUAAUCAGUAAUUGACUUUUUAUGCAGCUUUAUAGUGAUAUAGUUAUGUUUCUACUCCAAACCGUCAUUGAGAUAAUCUUUUAAAAAUUGGCUGAUAUAGUUAAUUUCAAAUGCUUUCCUUUUUACUUAAGUGCAUAAAACUCAAUGUGUUUUUUAGUUAAAGUGUCUCAAAAUAAUGCAGCAGGUCACAUAUUUUAUAACAUUUCUACAAUAAUUCAGGCUUUUAUUUUAAUUAAAUUUGAAUUGACAUUUGUGUAACAGUACAAGGGACAGGAUGACAUCAAUCCUGUUACUUGGUGAACCAAGACUACCCCAGCAUAUCAGGAUAAACUGUGGUAAAUUUGUUACAUGAUAAUUUAUAUAUCAAAUUUAUGUUUCAAAUUUAUUCCUAAUAUUAGAAAUUGGAAUGUUGUGUUUUAGUUCUAAUUAAGUCAUCCAGCUAAACAGCUGUUUAAAGUUUGAUCCUGUACAGUUGACAUAAUGUAUGUUUGAUAACUGACAUUUUGUUUUGUUACCAUUUAAAUUUCAUUAUAUUACAGUCGAGAACUCUUGAGCACAAAAUAUCACAGGUUCACUUUCUACGUUAACAUAAGUAUGCUCAAUUUUAUUUAUUGAAUAUGUCUGGAAUAUUAAUGUACAUUAGUAUCUUUGUUUUUAUUUUACAUAAUAGUAAUUGCUCUUUCUUUUAUAUUAAUUUUCUUAGAAUUUGUGUGUGUAUAUAUAUAUAUAUAUACAUACACCGAUCACUACAGCCGCUCACUGGAUGUUGUUUUUGGCAUCAUUCUGAGUAAAUUCUAGAGGCUGUUGUGUCUGAAAAUCCCAGGAG